UUGGAAUCGACAUCAUGUGCUGCAAAUGCUGCGGAGUGACCCAACAGAAGGUCUGGGUCUUUGGACUGGGCACCUUGUUCGCCGUUUCUGGACUUCUGGCCGUAAUAUGCUGGCCCGGCUUUAUAGACACACAGAUCAUGAAGGCCUUGCCCUUGACACCCACUUCAAAGACCUUUGAGAAGUGGGAGGAGCUGCCCAUUCCCGUCUAUGUCUACAUGUACCUUUGGAACUGGACAAAUGCCAACGAUGUACAGGCCUAUGGAGUAAAGCCAAGCUUUGAGCAGCUCGGUCCGUAUGUCUAUCGGGAGGAGAGAAAGAAAAUGGACUUGGAGUGGCACGAUAAUGGCACGGUGACCUUCAACCCAAGGAGAACCUGGUUCUGGGUUGAGGAACUCUCAGGCGGCAUGCAAACGGAUUUAAUAACAGCACCGCACUUGCCAUCGCUGGCCGCUGCCAAUCAAAUGCGAAAUAGCAACUCCUUUCUAAAGUUCAUGUUCAACCAGGCUCUAAAUGCCAACGGAGGACACCUGUUCGUUACACACACGGCAGCCGAGUGGCUUUUCGACAGCUUCUACGACGAGUUCCUUCACUAUGCCAUGUCGCUGAAUAAUCCGCUGGCUCCAGCGAUUGAGUCGGAUCACUUUGCUUGGUUCCUCAACCGAAAUGGUUCAAAGGACUUCGAGGGUCCCUUCACUGUGCACACGGGCGUGGGCGACAUCAAGGAGAUGGGCGAAAUAAAGUACUGGAAGGGCCAGAAUCACACAGGCUGGUACGAAGGCGAGUGCGGUCGCCUUAAUGGCAGCACUACAGAUCUCUUUGUGCCGGAUGAGCCCAAGGAGAAGGCCCUGACCAUCUUCAUACCGGACACCUGCAGGAUUAUCAACCUUGAGUUCACCGGCGAAAGCGAAACCAUCCAGGGUAUUAAAGGAUGGAAAUAUGAGAUCACACGUAACACCUUUGACAAUGGCCAGGUGAACGGAAACAUGAAGUGCUGGUGUCCUGUGGAGAAGCAGCCAAACGACUGCCCCGCCACCGGAGCCACGGACCUUGGACCCUGUGCUGAUGGUGUGCCCAUGUACCUAUCCGCGGAUCACUUUAUGUAUGCGGAUGAGAGCUAUGGGAAUACCAUCAAUGGCUACCAUCCCAACUAUGAUCAAAACAACUUCUUCAUCAUCAUGGAGCGGAAAAUGGGUGUGCCGCUGAAGGUAAACGCCAAUGUGAUGAUUACCCUCUUGAUACAGGAGGACAAGGAUAUUGACAUUCUAAAGGGGCUACCCAGUUUCUAUGCUCCAAUGUUCACCACAGCCAGUCGCGCUGAAAUCGAUGAGGCUCUGGCCUCGGAACUUAAGUUGGCUCUCAACCUGCCCGCCAUUGGUAGAUACACUGGUGUGGGAUUACUUUGUCUGGGCUGCAUUCUUAUAGCUAUUGGCACCUUGCUCACCAUAAAGAGGAAAUGGUAUGGCCAAGCGGAGGCGGAUCGGCUGGCCCUUAAGGAUAACGAGGAAACACCAAAUGAACCCGAGUCGGUGGUCGAUGAAAUCAAUAGGAAUUUGUAAUAAAUAUAGAAUGAGUUUAUAAUCAUUGUGAUUUUCUGAGAACAAAGUGUGAUAAAUAUAUUAAUAUAACUAAAAAUAUAAUGCUGUAUAUGUACAUUAGCCUUGUGAUAUUUAUCUCACAAUCUAGGAAAAUGGCUUUAUUCUGUAAUUAUAUGAGAAUUUUUAUGACUUA
This is a messenger RNA of Drosophila kikkawai, 1728 nucleotides long. It is a transcript of the gene ninaD, whose product is annotated as neither inactivation nor afterpotential D. Lineage: Eukaryota; Metazoa; Arthropoda; Insecta; Diptera; Drosophilidae. Gene Ontology annotation, cellular component: cytoplasm; membrane. Gene Ontology annotation, molecular function: scavenger receptor activity. The record is from RefSeq and is a predicted model, not a curated record.